This is a messenger RNA of Desarmillaria tabescens, 297 nucleotides long. RefSeq names its product ribosomal protein S30-domain-containing protein. Gene Ontology annotation, molecular function: structural constituent of ribosome. The record is from RefSeq and is a predicted model, not a curated record. The coding region runs from base 1 to 297 and encodes 98 amino acids. The transcript is spliced from 3 exons. Gene Ontology annotation, biological process: translation. Lineage: Eukaryota; Fungi; Basidiomycota; Agaricomycetes; Agaricales; Physalacriaceae. Gene Ontology annotation, cellular component: cytosolic small ribosomal subunit; ribosome.
AUGAGUUUGCCGAAGACGGCAGGCACGCUUCGGCAGGUAAUUGCCGAAACCUUAUGUGGCCAACUGCACAGUCGAGCUGACUCAGGACCUUCGUCGUCUGCAUUAGCUUCACCUCAAGACAAUAUGGGAAAAGUUCACGGCUCUCUUGCCCGUGCUGGCAAAGUCAAAUCACAGACACCAAAGGUUGAAGCGCAGGAGAAGAAAAAGACGCCCAAGGGCCGCGCCAAGAAGCGUGUUCUAUACAACCGUCGGUUUGUCAAUGUGACGACGCUACCCGGAGGCAAACGACGAAUGUGA